Molecule: messenger RNA, 1061 nt
Organism: Durusdinium trenchii
Lineage: Eukaryota; Dinophyceae; Suessiales; Symbiodiniaceae
Source: the annotation of a GenBank genome assembly
AUUAGAUUAUACAUUAGGCUCAGGCGCCAUGCGCCGCUGGGCGUCCUUGGGAAGACGAGCACUUCCCUUUUUUGCUGGAGGGGUAGCAGUUUCGUUUCGCUUCUACCAGAGCAGUGUGAACGAAUGCCAAGAGCCUGGGAAGAAGAGGAAACUGACCGUGGCAGAAAUGCUUGCUCUCAAGGUGCGGUCCUUUGCCAGAAAGAGGGUCAGCGCCAGCUGGUCCUCACCACCGCCUUUGACGAGUGGACAGCGCGCGCCGCCGAGGAGGCUGGUGUGGACAUGAUCGUGGCUUGGGGCAGCUGUCAGGAGCACAGCAAGUUCGUGGUGGAGGCCGUCCGACGUGGGGCACCCAACACCUUGAUCGGCACCGGGAUCAACCCUGGCGCCUAUGAAAGUCAAGAGAAGGCCUUGAAGCUGGCCAAUGAGAUGCGAGCUGCAGGAACGGACAUUAUCUACUGCUCCGGCCUGGUUCCAGAGAAGUUUGCCGGCUUGGCGAGGCAACACGUCCCUUGCUGUGGGCAUGUUGGCUACUUGCCGGUGAACAACACCUGGUACGGCGGACCAAGAGGUGUUGGGAAGACGGCGGAGGAGGCGAAGAAGGUCUACGACGAUGUGAUGGCACUGGAGGCAGCUGGUUGCAUCGCGGUGGAGAUGGAAUGCGUGCCAGCCAAGGUGGCGGAGGAGAUCACCAAGCGCACCAAAUUGUUGGUCUUUUCCAUGGGAAGUGGCCCCAACUGCGAUGGGCAGUUCAUCUUCUCUGAGGACCUGAUGGGAACCAACCUGGGUCGUUAUCCUCGACAUUCCAUCACCUACGCCAACCUCUUCACUUGUGCGGUUGACGCGCUGAAGCAGUUCUGCCUGGACGUCCAAAGCGGCGCCUACCCUCAGGCAAGACAUUGCAUCAAAAUCAAUGACCAGGAGUUUGCACGCUUUCAGCAGAGCUUGGCUUCAUCGCCCACCAGACUUGACAGAGUACUCGACAGUGCUCCCAAGUCUUUGGACCAGUAUGACCACUUCUGAAGCGACGCUCUUCCUGCGGAUCCACGAGACAAUUUGCCAGC